Molecule: messenger RNA, 3263 nt
Organism: Silurus meridionalis
Lineage: Eukaryota; Metazoa; Chordata; Actinopteri; Siluriformes; Siluridae
Product: B-cell receptor CD22-like
Exons: 15
Coding region: 120-2372 (750 amino acids)
Biological process (GO): cell surface receptor signaling pathway
Molecular function (GO): transmembrane signaling receptor activity
Source: RefSeq, a predicted model, not a curated record
AAGCUGCUCUCUAGCGCCGACUAGUGUUAAAGCUUGGAACUGUUCUUCAGACUCUGUUUAUUCCUGCUUGGUUCUGUAUUUCAGUUUAGGAUUAUUGGAUUAUUAGAGUGACAGUGUUGAUGUCACUUAUACCAGUGGUCCAGACUCAAGGGAAUGGUAAAGCUGUGGUGUCCAUAAAGCCUGAUACACACGUGUUCAUUGGAGAGCGUGUUACUCUCAGAUGUGAAAUACAGGGAGGAGGCUCUGAGUGGGAAUACGGCUGGUAUAAAAGUAAUAACAAAUUUACAGACAGCACAAAACAGGAGAUCAGAAUCCAGUCUGUUGGAGACUCUGACAGUGGUGACUACACCUGCAGAAGACUAUGGGAUUCCUCUCAGAGAUCAGAGACCAGUGAUGCUGUUACACUCACUGUAUCAGCAAAACCCAAACCAACUCUGAGAUCAUUUCCUUGGAGUCUCAUCAACAGUGAAGACACCAUCACUCUGAGCUGUGAUCUGCAGGACUGGACUGCAUGGGAGUUCUUCUGGUACAGAAAUUCACAGAUUGUUAGCAAUGUGGCAACGAAAACCAACACAUUGAGUGUGAAUGUCAGUAAUGCAGGAGAAGCGGUGUUUCAGUGUUUAGCACGCUGGAGAAGUGACUACAGAUACUACACACAGCUCAGUGAUCCUGUCAAGAUCUCAGCAAAAGAAAAACCCAAACUGACUGUGAGAGUGAAUCCUCAGAGUUUCAUCUACACUGGAGACACCAUCACUCUGAGCUGUGAGCUGCAGGAGACUGGAUGGGAGUUUUUCUGGUACAGAAAUUCACAGUUUGCGAGGAAUGAACCCAGAGAUACCAACACACUCAGUGUGAGAGUUGAUAUUGCAGGAGAAACAGUGUAUCAGUGUCGUGCAAGCAAGAAAAUCUACAACAUCUAUAACAACUACAACUACGUCUACACAAGACUCAGUGAUUCUGUCACCAUUACAGCAAAAGAAAGACCCAAACCAGUGGCAUCUAUAAAUCCUGAUAAACAGGUGUUCAGUGGAGACACUGUCACUCUGAGAUGUGAGAUACAGGAUGAAAGUGUAUCUAGGUGGCAGUACAGCUGGUAUAAAGAUGCUUCACUCAGUCCUGUCAGUAGUGUACAGAUGUACACAAUCAGUAGUGUUGAAGUGACACACACAGGUAAAUACACCUGUAAAGGAAGAGAGAGUGGAGGCUCACGUUCCUCACACCUCAGUGAUGCUGUUACACUGACUGUAUCAGAAGGGAGACCACAGACAGUACUGAGUGUAUCUCCACAGAACUGGCUGACUGAAGGAGACUCAGUGACUCUAAGCUGUGAGGUUACAGACUCCUCUACAGACUGGACAUUCAGCUGGUACACAGUUCUUCUCUCAGACAGCAGCAGAGGAUCUGGAGGCUCCUACGCUCUCAGUCCUUCUGCUCUUCAUCACACAGGAGUUUAUGUGUGUAGAGGAGAGAGAGGAGAACCAGUCAGUCACACACUGUACAGCAAUCCACAGCCUCUAUGGAUCUCUGGUGAAUCUCCUCCAGUGUCUCUGAUCAUCAGUCCCAGCAGAACUCAACACUUUACUCGUGACUCUCUCUCACUGAGCUGUGAGGACCAGAGUAACUCUACUGGAUGGACAGUGAGACGAUACACAGACAGUGAAGGAGUGUUAGAUUGUUCACAGUGGGGAUCAGUUACAGGAUCUACAUGUAACAUCAGCUUCCUCUCCACAUCCUACACUGGAGUUUACUGGUGUGAGUCUGAAUCUGGAGAAAACAGUAAUCCUGUCAACAUCACAGUUCAUGAUGGUGAUGUGAUCCUGGAGAGUUCUGUCCAUCCUGUGACUGAGGGACAUCCUCUGACUCUACACUGUUUAUAUCGUAACACAAAUCCCUCAAACCUCCGAGCUGAUUUCUAUAAAGAUGGAUCAGUCGUCCAGAACCAGACUACAGGAGAGAUGAUCAUCCAUAAAGUCUCAAAGUCAGAUGAAGGUUUCUACCACUGUAAACACCCAGAGAGAGGAGAGUCAUCCAGAAGCUGGAUCUCAGUCAGAUGUUCUACAGUCAGUGGUGGAACAGUAGCAGUGGCUGUGGGUUUGGGACUUUUGUUCUUUGCUGUAGUGAUUUUAAUGAUCCUGCUGUGGUGCUGCAAAAGAAAGAAAGGUGAAGCUGCAGCUGAGAGCAGAGAAAUGAAGCGAAGAGUGAAGAAAAAGAAGGCAAACAGGAACAAUGGUGCUGAUGAUGAACCCAGUGUUGGUGAUGUGACUUAUGCUAAGCUUAAACUAAAGCCACUGAAAAAAACAAGGAGAACAAAAGAUAAGGCCAAUGUGGAUGAUGUUACUGUUUACUCAAAGCUGAAGCACAACAUGGAGUGAGCCAUGUGUCUGUGUACACUGAUGAAGCUGCAGUCAUCUAACAGACAGCUGGAAACAUUGUGUUUUUGUUUGUCUUCUGUACUGUAUUUUUCCCCAAAAACAGCAAAAUUAUAAAAAAAAGUCUUUUAAAAUACACAUUUAAUCAACAUCAUUAUUAUCAGCAGCAAAUUAAGUUCUGUGUGCUUUAAAAUAUAUAAUAUAAAUAUAAUACAAUCAAAUUAGUAAACAUUUUCAGUAAUUCUAUAAAUAGUAUAUAAAUAAUAAAUAACUGUAAAUAUCAGUCCUCUGAGUAAAUAUUAGAGUGAAAGUAGAUUUACAGUAAAAUAAGAUCUGAUCAGCAGAUCAUCCACAAUAAUCUGUUUAAGUACAAUUAUAUAGUCAGUAAGCAGCAGUGCAGUAAACAGAAAACCACCUUCAGAUCCACACUGAGGUCAUUCAGAGAAAAUUCACAAACUAUCUUGUGAGUGAUGAAGCACAAUACAGAGUGAUGGUGAUUUGUGAAAUAUAAAAUACCCCCUGUAUCAUUCCAUAGUGAAGCAGAAUGAUGCCAUUACUGUAGGUGUUCAGUUCCUUCUUUGUCAUGACCACAUCAAAAGCAUCCAGGUAGCAUCCCAGAACAGACCCAGCCUUCUUUAUCAGUUUGUUCAGCUUCUUUGCUUUUCGAGUUCUUUUGCUGCUUCCCAGCAUAAUGCUGCAAAAAAGACAGCACUCACAACAUCUGCCUCAUAGAAGCUCUCAAACUGUCCUCCUGCUAAAGAUAAAGCACCAGAGAUUCCUCAUAAAGUAACAUCUACUCCUCCUUUUCCUGUGCACAGCAGUAGAGUAUCAUCAUCUCCUUCCUGUACACAGCAGUAGAGUAUCAUCAUCUCCUUCCUGUACACAGCAGUAGAG